Messenger RNA from Musa acuminata subsp. malaccensis (wild Malaysian banana), 1313 nucleotides. RefSeq names its product probable uridine nucleosidase 2. The record is from RefSeq and is a predicted model, not a curated record. Gene Ontology annotation, molecular function: purine nucleosidase activity. Lineage: Eukaryota; Viridiplantae; Streptophyta; Magnoliopsida; Zingiberales; Musaceae. Gene Ontology annotation, cellular component: cytosol. Gene Ontology annotation, biological process: purine nucleoside catabolic process.
CUUUCUUCUUCGGCACCGCCGUUGACGAUCACGUGGUUGGUGGUAGUAUUAAGAGAACUGUGCAGGACGAAGACAACGAACCACCAUCAUUGUCUGUAGCUGCCGCCCUGGGGUUGCGCCAUGGAGAGGAAGAAGAUCAUCAUCGACACCGACCCCGGAAUCGAUGAUGCGAUGGCGAUAUUUGUGGCGCUCAAUUCACCGGAGAUAGAGGUGAUCGGACUGACGACGAUAUACGGGAAUGUGUACACGACCCUCGCCACGAGAAACGCGUUGCAUUUGCUAGAAGUAGCAGAGAGGAGUGAUAUUCCAGUUGCUGAGGGAUCUCAUGUAACAAUCACGAAAGGUACAAAGCUCCGGAUUGCAGAUUUUGUUCAUGGUUCGGAUGGGCUGGGAAACCAGAACUUCCCACCACCAAAGGGGAAGGCCAUUGAUGAAUCAGCUGCAACAUUUCUCGUAGAAAAAGCUAGCCAGUUCCCUGGAGAAGUUACAGUGGUAGCUCUAGGUCCGCUUACCAAUAUUGCUCUGGCCAUUGAAAAUGAUCCUGAAUUUCCAAAGAAGAUAGGGCAAAUUGUUAUCCUUGGAGGUGCCUUUUUUGUGAAUGGCAAUGUUAAUCCAGCAGCUGAGGCUAAUAUAUUUGGUGAUCCUGAUGCUGCCGAUAUUGUCUUCACUUGUGGGGCUGAUAUUUCGGCUGUGGGAAUAAAUGUUACACAUCAAGUUGUUCUUACAGAUGCUGAUUGUGAAAAGCUUGCAAAAUCCGAAAGCAAGCUUGCUCAAUAUCUGUGCAAGAUUUUGGGAAUCUAUUUUUCGUAUCACCGUGAAGCCUAUGCGACAAAUGGUGUUUACCUUCAUGACCCAACAGCUCUUCUUGCUGCGGUCGAUCCUUCAUUGCUGACUUAUACUGAGGGGGUGGUUCGGGUUCAAACAUGUGGUAUAACGAGAGGCAUGACGAUAUUUGAUAAUACCAAGAAAAGGUAUGGAGAAAACACGGAAUGGUCGAACAAGCCCACAGUCAGGGUUGCUGUAACUGUGGAUGCUCCAACCGUGGUCAAGAUUAUGAUGGAGAGGCUGAUGAAUUCUUAGGAGCAGCAGCAAUCCGAAGAACACCCAAUAAUGGUGGCAUGGGAGCAAAGGGAUGGCAAUGGCUGCCCACAUUGACUGGUUGCUAGUACUUUGGAAAUUGUUGCCACUAAAUCAUCUUCUUUCUCUCUGGCAAGACCAUUUCAUACCUCCUAAUUAAAUUGUUCAUCCACAGAGUGAUGCUCAAGAACACAUUUGCUGACAGAAUGCGAGAGUAAGAGCUACUUGCAAGAACA